Messenger RNA from Hevea brasiliensis (rubber tree), 873 nucleotides. RefSeq lists its product as uncharacterized. Bases 137 to 673 code for a protein of 178 amino acids. The transcript has 3 exons. NCBI's taxonomy places the organism in Eukaryota, Viridiplantae, Streptophyta, Magnoliopsida, Malpighiales, Euphorbiaceae. The record is from RefSeq and is a predicted model, not a curated record.
UUCGGUGCAUACAGCUAUACUCUGGUCUCUACUAUCUAUAUAUGACUGCCAGCUUUGAGUGAGCCAUCACUGCACUGCUGCACUUGCUCGGGGGUGAGUGAGUAGCGGAGAACAGUAGCUUCGAGAGAACGAGGAAAUGGAGAAGGCACUUACCAAAGUAAGCAGCUUAAAAGUUGGGAGCUCUUGGAUCUCAAGGAAAGCCAAGGAAGAGCUCUCUAACAUUUCUGAAGACAUCACUACUUUCUCAAAUACUGUUGAAGAGAAGGCAAAAUGGAUUUUCAACAAGCUGAAAGGAAAGCCACUGAAGAGCUUGCCAGAUCUGCUUCGAGAGUACAACUUACCACCUGGCCUCUUUCCCCAGAACAUAACCUGUUAUGAAUUUGAUGAGCCGAAGGCGAAGCUGAUUGUGUACUUGCCUUCUGUAUGUGAGGUCAGCUUCAAGGACUCUUGUGUAUUGAGGUAUGCAACUCGAGUAAAAGCAAUCCUCAUGAGAGGAAAGCUCACAGGUAUAGAGGGAAUGAAGACGAAGGUCCUUGUAUGGGUUAAGGUCACAAGUGUGGCAGUCGAGGGCUACAAGUCUGAUAAGGUGUGGUUUACAGCCGGUGUCAAGAAGUCCAGACCUAGAAUUGCAUAUGAUGUCCCACAGGCUGCUGUCAGAGUAGAUGAAUUUUGAGUUAAAACAUAUAUACCUUCUUCCAUUGAUGAUGAAAAAUCCUAGUAAUAUUUUGGCAGAUUAAGCAUAACAUCAUAGGUUGGAGGCUAGUGUAAAAUUCACUCAUUUCUUAUGAUAUGAAUACUUAUGAUUAAGCAUAAUAUCAUGCUUUUUCUCAUUGCGAAAUGCAAAUUUUAGUUGCCUCUGUACUGGCUUUAAAA